Molecule: messenger RNA, 1569 nt
Organism: Coregonus clupeaformis (lake whitefish)
Lineage: Eukaryota; Metazoa; Chordata; Actinopteri; Salmoniformes; Salmonidae
Product: probable 18S rRNA (guanine-N(7))-methyltransferase
Exons: 11
Coding region: 98-769 (223 amino acids)
Biological process (GO): rRNA (guanine-N7)-methylation
Cellular component (GO): nucleolus
Molecular function (GO): rRNA (guanine) methyltransferase activity
Source: RefSeq, a predicted model, not a curated record
UGUGGAACCCCAGCUGUAGCCAAACAUCAUAACAACGUUUACGCUUUUUGGUUUAAAUCCAUCAUUCUUCGAUAUCUUGUAGUAAACAAAAAUAAACAUGGCCUCAAGUUGUCGAAGACCCGAGCAUAUGGCCCCACCUGAAAUGUUUUACAACGAAGAGGAGGCCAAGAAAUAUUCUCAGAAUUCUCGGAUGAUUGAGAUCCAGAGCCAGAUGUCCGAGAGGGCUCUGGAGCUGCUGAACCUGCCUGAGGACCAGCCCUGUUUCCUGCUAGAUGUGGGGUGUGGCUCAGGGCUAAGUGGGGACUACCUGUCAGAGGAGGGACAUUGCUGGGUUGGAGUGGACAUCAGCACAGCCAUGUUGGUUGAUGCUGUGUCCUCUCUAGAUGUAGCCCUAGAUCGGGAGGUCGAGGGAGACCUUGUGUUGGGGGAUAUGGGUGAGGGGAUGCCCUUCAGGCCUGGGACCUUUGAUGGCUGCAUCAGUAUUUCUGCUCUCCAAUGGCUCUGCAAUGCUGACAAAAAGACCCACAGCCCCCCCAAGAGGCUCUACACCUUCUUCAGUACACUCUACUCCUCCCUGAGGAGCCCCCGUGCAGUGUUUCAGCUUUACCCAGAGAACUCUGAGCAGCUGGAACUAAUUACGUCCCAGGCCAUGAGGGCAGGCUUCAGUGGAGGCAUGGUGGUGGACUAUCCAAACAGCACCAAGGCUAAGAAGUUCUUCCUGUGUCUGUUCGCUGGGUUUUCAGGAACCCUACCCAAGAUCUCGCUUUAAGAACAUGAAGGGCAAGUCUGCAAAGAAGGGAAAAGACUGGAUCCUGGAGAAGAAGGAGAGGAGGAGAAGACAGGGCAGGGAGGUCCGAGCUGACACAAAGUACACUGCCCGGCAGAGAAGGCCUCGCUUCUAAACCCCAGUCAGUCCUGUGUGUUCCGGCCCGGAGAUUCACCCCCAUGGAGUACUACUGUCCUGUGUGACCAGAGGAGCUGUGACUGGCAAGAAUUGGACUCAAUCAAUCCUACUCACUUAAGGGGCGUAUUGAAAUUAAAUUUGUGACUUAAAAGAUUGACUGUUUUCUUUCAGGACGUAUCUAUCAAUGGAAUGGAAAUUCAUUCAUAUACAUUUUCUGAAUGUGAUUCCCACCCACACUGGUGACUUCCAGUUGAAGUUGUGUUCACACAGCGGUUACCUAGGCUGAUAGCCAUUCUCUGUUUAGCUAUAACAUUCCAUUCCUUGUACUUCUGUGGCACAUGACGCCACCAAGAGUGGAAUUUUAUAGCUAAACAGAGACUGGCGACUAGUCUAGUGCUUACCUGGUUGUGGUCCCAAUCCUCUGGACAGAAACUGGCCCCUCUCUAGGACAUGGUCCCAAUCCUCUGGACAGAAACUGGCCCCUCUCUAAGACAUGGACUGAUGGACAUCAACAACAAAUGGACAGCAAAUAAAAUAAAUUCCCCUUUCUGAUCUUAGACCCAUUCUUCUGCACUAGAUACUUUCCCCUCAAGCAGCAUAUUCUAUUUUAAAUGUUUGAUGUAGACACUUUGUUUGAAAGCUUGAAUUAAACAUGUGUUCUCUAA